AUGAAGAAGUCCUCUCUAUCAGCGUCGUCGUUCUCCAGCCACAACAGCAGUGAUCACAGACGGAUGCCCAAAGCCUCGGCAACCCGAAAGUCCAUCGCCAAGAACUUUGAACUGGGAUGUGCCGCCGCCAGAGGCAAUAGGAAUCCCAUUUCACUUCACUCUGUAGAUGAGGAAGUGUUUGCGUUGGUAUGGACAUGGAUUGCCGAAACUCUCGUGGCGGAAACGUCGCUUUGUCGAUCGAGCAAGGAAGCCAUUACAGAGCUCAUCAGUCAACACAACGAUUGUCCUCUUUGCGAGAAAGCCCAUCGUAUCAUGAUGAUUGCAGCGCGGCAAGCAGAAAUUGAAGGCGAGAUGAAUACCAUCAAGUGCCCUAUACGGAAAUCACGGCAAUGGUACAAGGCAGAGUACCACCAGCAACAUCCAACCGAAGGUGGUGAAGGAUCGUCAUCCACGUGCGCUGGACAUGCAGAGGACAAGGCAAUACGCAAUACUCAGGCGCUCGAGUACGCCGAUCAUUUGCUGACGCUGUGGCAGCAACGAAGCAGCAAGUUGGCGGCUUCAAGAGAAGAUAGUAGUAGUGUGGUCGACGAAAGUUCAGAUCAUUAUUUGACGGAACAAAACAAGGCGGAGAUUGCGCUCUUGGUGCUCCUCUUCAACUACAUGAACCGCGUCGUCAGCAGUUUGCUAGGAGAACAUUUCUCCUCGGCUUUUUUUCGAGUACCAACGUCCGCCGCUCUGGCAUUGGAAAGCCGUGCUGGGUUCAUGGCCAUGAUGACCCGAUUCAUGGCCAAUGGAAUGGUGGGAAAAUUCAAAAAGACGCAUUUGCCAGGAGAGAUAUCGGCCGCACUGCUAGGAACCAAAACGGAUCGUCCGGAAGAAAGACAAGAGAAAGAAUGUCGUGAUCAUCCCAGUACUACUAAAAGUACCCCUGACGAUGAUAACCAGCCGCCAAUAUGCUUACCGCGUCACUUGGAGAGAGCGACACUUGCUGGCGAACACUGUGCUUUGGCGUUGCGACGCAUCACCACAUGGGUGGAGCAGUUUGAACAGACGGCCAUUCGUGAUGGACUCAUCUCGGAAACACUAUUGCGGGCAUUGGAUGACAAUUCCACCAUGGUUCCAUCAUCGGACCUUCGAGCACACAGACUGGUUCAUUGGGUAACCGUCACCAUGCGGAAACGGCUCCAAAAGUCCUGCCGUUCCGAGGAGGAUGUCACGCUCGCUAUAGUUUUGCUUUUGGUGGGGUAUUCGCCCAAGAGUGUGUUCCACAGCUUUCAUUGGGAUAAGUUGGUUGAAGCCCAGGGAGAAGACACGGCCAAACGAUUGGUUAUUUGGUGGUCCCUCAGGUGGACUCUGGAGAGGGCAAAAGGGUUGGAUGGAAACCAGGAUGACGACGCUGGUGACGAACUAAUAACCAGCUAG
This is a messenger RNA of Seminavis robusta, 1422 nucleotides long. The record is from the annotation of a GenBank genome assembly. Lineage: Eukaryota; Bacillariophyta; Bacillariophyceae; Naviculales; Naviculaceae.